This is a messenger RNA of Acanthochromis polyacanthus (spiny chromis), 2188 nucleotides long. It is a transcript of the gene shisa3, whose product is annotated as shisa family member 3. The coding region runs from base 811 to 1668 and encodes 285 amino acids. The transcript is spliced from 2 exons. NCBI's taxonomy places the organism in Eukaryota, Metazoa, Chordata, Actinopteri, Pomacentridae. The record is from RefSeq and is a predicted model, not a curated record.
UUAAUUCAAAGACUAUUUUUGGAAUUGUAUUAUUUUUUGUGUAACAUUGAAAAAAAUCUAUAAAAUUAAAGAUUUUAGUAGUGUACAUGUAGCAGCAACACUCCUGUGAGUUGUGUUAUUUCUUCCAAAUACAUUUUUUUAAAAAUAUGGCAAGACAGUGUUAGUUUAUUAUUCAAAAUCCAGUGUCAAACGUGAUUUACCUCUAAAAGGCACCAUCCUGCUGUGCUUCCAUUAAACCCAUUUGUAUUGUUCAGUCUUAAAUGUAAAAACGAGCAGAGACUAAAAACUGCAGCCAGAAUAAUAUUCAGUAGUUUAAAGCUGCUACAGAAAAAGCUAAUUAAAAUAAUGUAUGCGUGUUAUUUGGGCACCUUCAUGGAAUUAUGAUCAGCUCAUUAAUUGGCAUCGCUGCCGACACGUGAUCGCGCACGUCGCAGUUAAUGGGGGUUACGUGCGCGCGUACCAAAGCCCGACUCACAAAAGUAGCAGCUCUGCGGUGAGGUGGUCGCACAACUUCUGCACCAACACAACACGGAGGUCUGAGGGAAAGUUGCUCCGCGUCACUCUGCUGGUUCUCCUGGAUCAGAGUAAAGUUCAGUAAACAUGUUGGUAAAAGUUACUUAACGGCAUCAGAACACGGAGAGGAUUCAAUUAAGGAUUUCUGAGCUGCUGCUUAAGAUGACGGUGACAUAAGUUCACAUGUGUGGGUCCAGCCGUCGAGUUUCUCUCUCGGUGAAUUCCUCUCGAUGAGGAGCGUGUAGCUCGGAGCGACGGUGUCCACCGGGGACCGUGAACCCCCCGCGGCUCGCCGGGAUGAUGCGCCUGCUGAGCUGCCUGUUGCUGGGAUAUCUGACCUGGAAUCUGCGGAUAUCGGACGCGCAGGGAGAGUACUGCCACGGCUGGCUGGACGCUAAUGGGAAUUACCAUGAAGGCUUCCAGUGUCCGGAGGACUUUGACACCAUGGACGCCACCGUGUGCUGCGGCUCCUGCUCGCUGCGCUACUGCUGCGCCGCCGCGGACGCACGACUGGACCAGGGCAGCUGCACCAACGACCGGGAGGUGGACAACACCGAGUACGCAGCGCAGCCCGUCUACGUUCCCUUCCUGAUGGUGGGAAGCAUCUUCAUCGCCUUCGUCGUGGUCGGCUCGCUGGUGGCCGUCUACUGCUGCACCUGCCUGCGGCCCAAACAGCCGACCCAGCAGCCUAUUCGCUUCUCUCUGCGGAGCUGCCAGGGCGAGACCAUCCCCAUGAUCCUCACCACGGCUCCCCCCAGCCUCCGCGCCCCGUCGCGGCAGUCCAGCACGGCCACCACCAGCUCCAGCUCGGCCGGAGGAGGCAGCUCCAUGCGGAGGUUUUCUCUCGGAGGCCCGGGGCAGCAGCAGCAGCACGGCUGCCUGGUGUCUGCCACCGUCUCCUCGUCGGCCUCCACUCCCACUCAGACCCCACAGACUCUGCCUCCACCUCCACCUCCCCCCUACACAUCCCCACCAGCACCCACGGCGGGAGGCAUCCAGCACCCACUGCCCUCCACUCACACCCAGCUGCAGCUGCACCAGCCCUCUCACCCCUCUCAGAGCGCCAGCUUCCUUCUGCCCCAGCAGUACUUCUUCCCCCUGCAGCCUGACGCCUUCACAGCGGCGAAGGGCUUUGCCGACUUUGGACAGAGCUGACAGGGCUCUCAGGGGGAAAUAGAGAGAUUAUAAGGCAUUUUGGAGGGUAAGAUGUGAACCUAAACACACAGCAACACAGCUGUUGGUUUAAAAGACCAGCUGAAUGGACACAGAGGGAGGACGGGGGGUUAAGCGUGACAAAGCGUGGCCUGAAGUGCCACAUGGGACACAUCAGCAGACCCGUUGGACCAAUUUCUGAAAUAUAUGCACUUUUAUAUUGUUUUAUUUUCUAUACUUUUUGGUGGAAGUUCAGAGACUAGAAUCUUGACCAGUUUUCAUCCACCUUCCUAAAAAAACAGACUGUUCCUGUCACUCUGCUGGGCAUCGCUCCAUUAAUGCAGCUAUAUUAGACAUUGGAAACCAGGGAACUUUGUUUUUUGACAAUCGGAAGGCCCUCUGAAAGAGACAUUUUAUUUUGGAGGAAAUGUGGACUUCUCGAAGAUGUUGUACAGGUGUUAUACCCAGAUCUGGGUUGUCAUAUUGAUUGACUAAUUCACAGCUAAUAAAUUUCUUUCUGUAA